Molecule: messenger RNA, 648 nt
Organism: Aspergillus lentulus
Lineage: Eukaryota; Fungi; Ascomycota; Eurotiomycetes; Eurotiales; Aspergillaceae
Biological process (GO): protein phosphorylation
Molecular function (GO): ATP binding; protein kinase activity
Source: RefSeq, a predicted model, not a curated record
AUGAGGCGCAUCCCAGACCAUGACAUUUACCCUGCCUUCAAAGAGGGCAUCACCCAGUUUGAGCCCGAGACGUGCACGCAAGACUACUUUUUAAAGCAGCCAAACACCAGCAUCUACAAGGGAAAUGAUGACGUCGCACAGUUGAUGCUGGCCGAAGCCCGAGCCAACCAGAGGUUUCUCGCGCACCCUCACGUCAACCUGGGCAGCUAUCUUGGCUGUGUGGUGCGCGGCGGGCGCAUCGUCAGCCUCGCCUUUCCCAAGUACGUCGGGACCCUGGCUGAUCGCGUCCGCAAGGCCCGGCAACUUGGGCCAGCCCACUUCCCCGCGGAAGAGCGAGAACGCAGUAUGAAUAGCAUUCAGUCUGCCGUGAGGCAUCUGCACUCUCUGGGGUACGCGCAUAAUGACAUCUCCGCAUGCAACGUCAUGUUUGACAGCAGCGGUACUGCGAUGCUCAUCGAUCUGGACUCCUGCGCUCCCAUUGGGGAGAAGGUUAAAAAAGGUGGCAUUGUGGGCGGAUGGAGGGGGCCCUCCUUUUGGAAGCAGGAAUUUAAACAGUCAUCAAUCGAGUGUGACGAACUGUCGCUUCAGUAUGUGCGAAACUGGUUGAUCUGCGAGCUUUCAGACAAACCUGGCUCGGAAGAACUCUAA